CUUUUUUUUUCCUAUUCAGUUCUGUAAAGUAAAAGUUUAUUUAGUGUUCGACUUUAACUCGGUGCUUUAGCAAAAUAAAAAGCUUUCAUUCAACGUGUUGAGAUCAUCGGUACUUAUAUUAUAAAAAGAAUCUAGGGUGAUUUAUCUAAAUACAUAGAUAUGAUGAUGCAUUCAAAUAAUGUGCUUAGACCAAAUGGUGAAAGAUCCCCGAGUAGAAUAUCAAUAUAUAACUACCCAGAGCAUUUGAAUCCAUUUAAUGAAGAAGACAAUCACAAGCGUUUGCGUUUUUGGAACUUUUCAAAAUCGAAUGAAUAUUCAAAUCGGAGAAGUUUUUCAUUUGGAAAUUUUCGGGAUGUAUGGACCUUUCGUUCAUUCAACUUAAAAAAAAAAUCAUCUACUUUGGGAAUUCAAAAAACUUCUGAGAGCCCCCCUCUUCUGCGAAGAAAUUUAGAUUUAACUAAAUCAUAUCUGCAUUCAGGAGGAUAUAAUUAUAACAAAAGAAGACCUCUAAUGAGAUCCUUGCAGAAUGUCAGCGACUCUACCGAUAUCGACGCGUUCAUACGGACAAGCGGACAUGGCUAUAUCGACUCUGCUCGUCGCCCGAUCUUUGUCGAUCUUCGUCGUCUGAUCUUUUAGGUAUGCCCUAACUGCAGCUAGAAUGAAACGAUUGACACGUUCAGCCGCAUUACUCUGUGGUGAGUAUAAAACGGUAUAAACAUGUCUCAACCCCAAUUCUGUCAUUAGCACAGAGCUGUGUACCAUUGUCGCUCACUAAGACUUCGGGAACUCCAAAACAGUGAAAUAUAUUCUUCAGCAAAAAUUCCUGAAUAGCAGAUGAAGUAAACUUCUUUUAAGGACACAUCCAAUGAAAUUUGCUAAAAUGGUCUAGAACAAUAGGUAAACAUAUAUUUACUUUUAGUUCUCGGAUACGGUCCCAAAAUAUCAACAUAAAGCCUUUGAAAUGGUCUGCAUGUGGUGGGCUAACAAUUUGAUUAGAAGAUUUAGUUUCCUUGCAGGUGUCACAACAACAGAUGUAAGUACGGACAUCGUUAGCCAAUGCCGACCCACAGUGUAACGAAAUCGCACAAUCAUAAGUGAUGAAUAAUUAAACAUUUCUUUAUUUUAUAUGAACUAUAACAGCCAAUUGCUGGUACGCUCAACUUGUCCGUUCGUUUGCUUACUCAAUACUCAAUAUGUUUAUCGACUUAACCGAUAAUUGAUCUCGAUACGGGUCUUCAUUCGCCGAUAAUAAUUAAAGCUACAAAUUAUGCUAAAAAAUGACAAAUAUGCUAAAUAAUGAUAAAUGAGCAGAAAAAUGACAAAUGGUUCCUCAACAAUGAGCUUGUAUAAGCACAUCUGAUAUAUGUCGUCUGGGAACCCAUAACUUCCACAAACUCUCAUCCUGGUCUUCCAAGCCUUUGGAAUGUUCUGUUCGAAUAUAAAUAAACUGGCUAGAGAUCUUAAUGUCUGGGAAUUUGGAUUUCUCAAGAGAAAAUUUCUUCUUGAGUUCCUGGUACUCAGGGCCAAAGAAAGCAUCUGAGUCUAAGUUGACGAUCGGACCGAUUUUUAGCGCUGCAACUUCUUCUUCGCAAAUCCAUGACAGGAGUUCCGGAAUUAUGUGAUUUUUGCACAUCUAUGAGAAUUGGUAAAUUUCAAAGGCUGCAGGCGGGAAAUCCGUCGGGUAAGUCUGCCGGAAGCGUUUUGUUGACGUAAGUUGUUGUAAGCCACACCAGGCUUGAGUGAUCCAUAACAACUUUAAAUUCCUGCAUUUCUAAAUAGCACCUAAAUUUCUCUAUUACCAAAACUACGGCCGCAGAUUCUCGUUCCGUUACACUAUAGUUUCGCUGUGCGCGACUCAGUUUCUUUGACAUAAACGCAAUCGGCAUUUCAUCAUUUCCGGAGGAUAACUGAAUUAGCACGGCUCCAAUUCUAUAAUCAGUGGCAUCGUAUUGCUUAUAGAAUUUUGCUCGAAAUCGGGACUCUGUACAAUUAGAGCUAGGGCAUGUAAGUUCGGCGCAAAUUUUUAUUAACUUUUGAUACCACCCAAAAAUGCCUAGGAAUCCCCGAACAUGUUUAUGGUUCUUAAUACAAUCAACCUUUCAUGGGAUCGGCACAGAUACCGCCACUGCCUAUGAUAUGUCCCAAUAACUGACGCUUUUAACUCAAAACUGACUUUUCUCAAUAUUCAAUCUUCAAUUCGCUUUGCGAAAUUGUUCUGCGAAGCGUACCAGGACUGCCUAAUGAUAUCGUUGAUCGCCUCUUCGGUUCUCAAUUUGCCUUUGUAGGGGGCAUUCUGUUGUUACUAAACGAACAAUUCUGCCGGUUUUCCGACGAAUGUUGGGUACAAUUCAUACACUGGGGCUCAUACACAUUAAGACACUACACCCGUAACAAAAUAUACGACAUUUUUAAGAAUCUCGAUAAGCUCUUUCUCAUCGAUUCUAACUGAAGAUUUGUCGAUAAGAUAAACAAAACCCUCAUACAAUUUUUUUGAAGGAUUCACCCAUUUUUUCUUUCGAGAACA
Messenger RNA from Drosophila mojavensis, 2524 nucleotides. Its product is annotated as ras guanine nucleotide exchange factor Q. The coding region runs from base 160 to 636 and encodes 158 amino acids. The transcript is spliced from 4 exons. Lineage: Eukaryota; Metazoa; Arthropoda; Insecta; Diptera; Drosophilidae. The record is from RefSeq and is a predicted model, not a curated record.